AUGACUAGAAGUGAAGUUGAUCAUUCUAUUUUCUAUCGUCAUUCUAAUGGGAAAUGCAUAUACCUUGUAGUAUAUGUGGAUGACAUUGUUAUUACAGGGAGUGAUCAAGAGGGCAUAUCUCAGUUGAAAGAGUAUCUCUUCAGUCGAUUUCAGACUAAGGAUUUGGGUAAACUGAAAUACUUUCUUGGAAUUGAAGUAGCCCAGUCUAGUAGUGGUAUUGUCAUUUCUCAAAGAAAGUAUGCACUGGAUAUUUUAGAAGAAACUGGCAUGUUGGAUUGUAGACCGGUGGAUAAUCCAAUGGAUCCGAAUGUUAAACUCUUACCAGGACAGGGGGAGCCAUUACUUGACCGAGAACGAUAUAGGAGACUAAUUGGAAAAUUGAAUUAUCUCACAAUCACACGACCAGAUAUCUCUUUUGCAGUUAGUGUGUUGAGUCAGUUUCUUGAGAAUCCUUGUGAUACUCAUUGGGAUGCUGCUGUUCGGGUUCUAAGGUAUAUCAAGAGAGCACCAGGACAAGGUUUACUAUAUGAAGAUAGAGGACAUACUCAGGUUGUUGGGUAUUCUGAUGCAGAUUGGGCUGGUUGUCCGUUUGACCGACGCUCUACUUCAGGUUAUUGUGUACUCAUUGGUGGUAAUCUCAUAUCUUGGAAAAGUAAGAAGCAAGAUGUUGUUGCCAGGUCCAGUGAUGAAGCUGAAUACCGAGCCAUGGCCCUUGCCACGUGUGAGCUUAUGUGGCUGAAGCACUUACUACAAGAGUUGCAAUGUGGCAAGGUUGCUCAAAUGACAUUGAUAUGUGACAACCAAGCAGCUCUACAUAUUGCCUCAAAUCCAGUUUAUCAUGAGAGAACCAAACAUAUUGAGGUUGAUUGUCACUUCAUUAGAGAGAAGAUUGUGUCAGGGUGUAUCAAAACAAGCUUUGUCAACUCUGCAGAUCAAUAUUGGCUGAUAUUUUGA
Messenger RNA from Ipomoea nil (Japanese morning glory), 954 nucleotides. RefSeq lists its product as uncharacterized. The record is from RefSeq and is a predicted model, not a curated record. The transcript has a single exon. Lineage: Eukaryota; Viridiplantae; Streptophyta; Magnoliopsida; Solanales; Convolvulaceae. The coding region runs from base 1 to 954 and encodes 317 amino acids.